AUGCGAGUGUUUGUCGUGCUUUUCUCGGUGUCUGUGCUCGGGGACGAGGCCACAGAAAUCCCGAAAUCUGUGCGCGCAAAGUACAAGGAAUGUCGAGAGAUGGCUCUGACUCUGUCUGGCCGGGAACCCACCGUUUUUCCGUGGGAGAAUCCCACGAAUGAAAACAUCAUAGAUCUGAGUUGGACGUACGAUGCCAACACAAUAUAUUGGAACGAAACCGACGCUUUCGAACUGCGCAUCUCAACCACGGGCACGACAUCGAAAGACUACGAGCAGAAAGAUCAUGUGUCCAUGGCCACAUCGGGAGGCACGCAUGUAGGAGCGCCGCGGAUGUUCCAUCCGAAACGCUGGAGUGUGGACCAAAUACCUUUGAGGAGACUUUUCAAUAUUCCGACCGUAAUAAUCGACGUGAAGAAAAAGGUGGUCAAGGAUAGAAGUUACUAUCUAAGUGUUCGCGACCUUCAGCUCUGGGAAAACGCACAUGGCCUCCUGCCAAACCAUUCGUUGAUAAUCAUCCGCACCGGACAUCACAUGCUCUAUGGUAAUCGCGAAGGGUAUUUCGGACAUGCGGCCAAUAGAUCCCGAGUGUUCCCGACCAUGGGAGCCAAAGCAGCACGCUGGCUCGUUCGGAAUCGGAAUAUCGUUGGCGUGGGGAUUGAUUCUCCGUCGGUCGACAAUCUGACGACAUUCCUCGGUCAUCGCGCGUUGGCGAAGAGGAACGCGUACGUGAUUAAGAACUUGGCCAGUCACAUCGAUCAAGCCCCGAAACGAGGAACGUUCGCUUUUGUUUUCCCGAUGAAAAUCGGGGGGGCCAGCGCAGCGCCAGCUCGCGUGCUGCUUCGUGUUCCCCAUUCUAGGCCGAAAUCGACGACCCCGAAUCCAGCAAUAUCCUAAAGGUUGAAUCCACAUGAUUGUGCAACUUCCGUCCUUCUCGGAGGAUCGGAACGUGUAAUAAAAAAAGUUGUGCGCGAAGGGGGGAUUUUCUUCUUCGACCGACGAUCUAA
Galendromus occidentalis (western predatory mite) is the source of this 1004-nucleotide messenger RNA. RefSeq lists its product as uncharacterized. The transcript is spliced from 6 exons. Lineage: Eukaryota; Metazoa; Arthropoda; Arachnida; Mesostigmata; Phytoseiidae. The record is from RefSeq and is a predicted model, not a curated record. Gene Ontology annotation, molecular function: arylformamidase activity. The coding region runs from base 1 to 894 and encodes 297 amino acids.